This is a messenger RNA of Exophiala dermatitidis NIH/UT8656, 2496 nucleotides long. Its product is annotated as ATP dependent RNA helicase. Gene Ontology annotation, molecular function: ATP binding; RNA helicase activity; nucleic acid binding. Lineage: Eukaryota; Fungi; Ascomycota; Eurotiomycetes; Chaetothyriales; Herpotrichiellaceae. The coding region runs from base 1 to 2496 and encodes 831 amino acids. Gene Ontology annotation, biological process: ribosome biogenesis. The record is from RefSeq and is a predicted model, not a curated record. Gene Ontology annotation, cellular component: nucleus. The transcript has a single exon.
AUGGCAGACGAUGGCAUGUUUCUGAACUUUGCUGUGGAUGCCGACCUCAACACCAGCGCGCAGAAGUUCAAAGGUGGAUCAUGGAGAGACCGGCUCAAGGCGAAAAGGUCCGCCCACCGAGUCCGAUCGGGGAGACCAGGCGACGCAAACAGUGUUCCGAUCAGCCAACGGCGUCCGAACGAUCAUUCUGCGCAUUUGACCGAAUUUCCAGAUGGCCGGCCGGCCAAGAGGAGACGUGAGAACGGGUAUGCGCCUAAUCAUACGGACGGAGAAGGCAAUGCGCAGAGACGCAGUGAGCAGAAGCCUACGGGCCCUCGCGAAGUGAUUUCCUCUUUGUUUACCUACAAUCCCAAGCCCUCAACCGCUGUGGGGGAAUCCAAGGACGUACAGGAAGAAGAGAAGCCAACCGCUCCCUCCAAUGCUCCUCUGGUCGACGGCAUCGACACUUUCACCUCCCUCGGCCUUUCGCCCACGCUUUCCGCCCACCUCUUGACCAAAAUGAACCUGAAGAACCCCACGGCGAUCCAGAAGGCGGCGGUCUCGCAGAUGUUGAAAGAAGACAAUGAUGCAUUUAUACAGUCCGAGACGGGAUCCGGGAAAACACUCGCAUAUCUCCUGCCAAUAGUCCAAAGAAUAAUCACAAUGUCGGAGCAGCGGAAGAUUCAACAGGCCACGGCCCACGACGCAUCGCUGCACCGUGACUCCGGGCUAUUCGCCAUUAUACUCGCGCCGACACGAGAAUUAUGCAAACAAAUAUCGGUGGUCCUUGAGCGCUUGCUAGGUUGUGCGCGGUACAUUGUCGCUGGAACAGUGAUUGGCGGGGAGAAGAAAAAGUCCGAAAAGGCACGACUACGUAAGGGCCUGAACAUUUUGGUUGCAACUCCUGGCCGGCUUGUCGAUCACCUCGAGAACACCAAGGCUCUCGAUGUCAGCAAUGUUCGGUACCUCGUCCUCGACGAGGGCGAUCGGUUAAUGGAUCUCGGGUUUGAAGAGGACAUUACCAAGAUCGUCAAGACUCUGGACCAGAAGAAGAGGAAGAGCAGCAGGCCUGGUCUUCCUGAAAACCGAAUGACCGUGCUCUGUUCCGCAACGCUGAAGAUGAACGUCCAGAAGCUGGGUGAGAUCAGUCUCAAGGAUGCCGUCCUGAUCAAAGGCGACCCAGGCAGCACCGACGACCAAGGGACAAACGGCACCACCCCUGACGGGCCCGACUCGGCCUUCCUCGCUCCAGCACAACUAAAACAGACCUACGUGGUUGUCGCGGCCAAGCUGCGACUGGUGACGCUGACGGCGUUGCUGAAGCGGACAUUUGCACGCAAGGGGUCGGUCAUGAAAGCCAUUGUCUUUGUCUCGUGCGCGGACUCGGUCGAGUUCCACCACAAGGUGUUUACAAGAGCCUCGGAAAAUGAAAAAGUGGACGAUUCGAAAGCGACAUCUACUACAACCGCAACCAAAACUGAGGCUGAUGGAGAAGCCUCAUCCUCUGAUUCUGCCGAAGCAGACACUAAAGACGCUAAAAAACGCUCGACAUCGACCACCACCACUACUGCCACGACACCCGAUUCAUCAGACUCAAUAUCGCCCUCCCCAAUCCUCUCAUCUCCCAACAACAACGUCACGCUCUACAAACUGCACGGCUCACUCCCCCAAGCGACCCGGACAAACAUAGUCAAGCACUUCGAGCAGACGACGGCGCCAUCACUCCUGAUCGCCACGGACGUGGCAUCGCGCGGACUCGACCUGCCUAAUCUCGACCUAGUGAUCGAGUACGACCCGGCAUUCAGCUCCGACGACCACCUUCACCGAAUUGGACGCACGGCACGCUUGGGCCGCGACGGACGCGCCAUCAUCUUCUUGUUGCCGGGCAAAGAGGAAGGCUACGUCGACGUCCUGAAGAGCUCGUACAAGCGAUCCUCGUCCUCGGAAAACGCCACCGACACCUCUCGCAACGUCACGGCAUCGACGGCCGACGAGGUUCUCAAGAAGGGCUUCUCGCCUCUGACGGGCGUGGUUGCGACCAAAACCAGCAAAGCUGGUCAAGACUGGGAAGCCCGCGCCACCGAGUUCCAACUCGACGUUGAGCGCUGGGUCCUGUCUAGUCCGGCGCACAAAGAACUGGCCAAGCGUGCCUUUCAGAGCCAUGUCCGCGCCUACGCCACCCAUGUCGGCGCCGAGCGGAAAUGGUUCGAUAUCAAAGAUUUGCAUCUCGGCCAUUUGGCUAAGGCUUUUGGGCUGCGUGACCCCCCUGGCCGGGUCAAUGUUGUUGGUCAGAGAGGUGGUGGCGGUAGUGGUGGUCGUAGAGCUGUUAGUGGUAGUACAUCGCAACAAGCCCGAACCAAAGGAGACUCGGGCACUGCUGCUACUGGCGGGAAACGUGAUGCUGACUUGGAUGACACGGGUGACGCGGACGAGGCGGCCAGGAAAAUGCGCGAGAAGAUCCGCAAGAACAAGUUGAUGGUGUUGGGAGGUGGUGCUGACGAAUUCAAUAUCGCUUGA